AGCAAGCGGUGUGACCGGGGCUCACAUUCGGAGAGCGACCGAGGAGCGGAGACCUUCCACGGUGCGCUCCUUGUGUGUACGUUAUAUAUGGUCUUCCUUCUUUGUUGACAAGUCUGGAAGAUAUGUUUCUUCGGAGUGACAAGUGAAAGUCGGCGCUUAUAGCAGGAACACUUUCAUAUUACUUGAGUUUCAGCUGAGCCACAGACUACCGAAUUAUCUUGGAUUAUCCUAAAUUAUUCUGUUGGACUGGUGCUGUUCGAGGCGUUGCUGUCUAAACACAGGUCUUAUCCCUAAAGUUUGGACCGGUGUUACGCCACUCUUCUCCCUGUUUUUUUUUUAAGGUAUGCCUGUGGUCGUCAGUGUGUCUCCGGACACGUAAUCAGGUGUGCUCCUGCUGUCAUGGCCUCCACAACCACACGGCUCCUUCCUUCCACAGUGAUCGUUGUUCUGGCAAUACUGGUCUCAUCCGAGGAUCAUAAGUGGCACUUUGACCCAACUCAGUGUCGGUACGCCCUGGGGAUGGAGGAUGGCACUAUCCCAGACUCUGACAUCACUGCCUCCAGCGCCUGGUCAGACUCCACAGAGGCCAAACAUGGAAGGCUGAGCACUGGAGAAGGGGAUGGAGCGUGGUGUCCAGCAGCACCGGUCUUCCCCAGCGAGUCGGAAUAUCUUCAGAUUGACCUGCGCAAACUCCACUUCGUGGCUCUGGUUGGGACCCAAGGUCGGCAUGCCGACGGGCAUGGCCAGGAGUUUGUCCGCAGCUAUCGACUCCGUUACUCCAGAGAUGGAAAGAAAUGGAUCACCUGGACGGACCGCUGGGGACAAGAGGUGGUGUCUGGUAAUGAGAACACCUAUGAUAUUGUGCUGAAAGACCUCGGCCCCCCAAUUGUUGCCCGUAUGGUCAGGUUUUACCCCCUGGCCGACCGGGUAAUGAGUGUUUGCCUUCGGGUGGAGCUCUACGGUUGUGUGUGGAAUGAUGGAUUGAACGCUUAUACGGCUCCGGUGGGCCAUGUCAUGAACUUGUCCAGUAUACCGGUCUAUCUAAACGACUCCACCUAUGAUGGGAGCACAGAACAAGGGAUGCAGUUCGGAGGCCUCGGUCAGCUUUGUGACGGUGUCCUGGGAGGAGAUGACUUUAUAGAAACUAAGGAGCUGCGGGUGUGGCCGGGGUACGAUUACCUUGGAUGGAGUCGGGAAGCCCUGGGGCAAGGCAGCGUGGACAUAGAGUUCCAUUUUGAGAAACCCAGAUUGUUCAACAAUAUGCAGGUGCACAGUAACAACCGGCACACGCAGGGCGUGCGAGUCUUCAGCAAAGUAGAAUGUCUUUUCAAGCCUGGCCUCCUCCAGCCCUGGUCCUCUCCUGCACUCACCCUGCCUGUUCCCCUUGAAGAUCUGAAGGACCCCUCUUCACGACCCAUAUCCCUCCCACUUGGCGGCCGGCUGGCUCAGAUCCUGUGCUGCAAAUUCUACUUUGCAGACCGCUGGUUGCUCAUCAGCGAGAUAUCCUUCCUCUCUGAGCCAUUUGAAGAGGAUGGGACAGAGGUUGAUUCAUCUCUUCACAAUCCUCCGAAGUUUCCAGACCCCAGUCCGUCUCCUCCGGUGAACGCCACCUCCUCCGUUCCCACAUCGAAUCACAGCUCCUUCAACAGCACCUCCGAGCCUUCUGAACCCCCCACCGCCACCACCAUCAUGAUGGACACUACUGGUAACUGGACACUGUCAGGGCGUGAAUUUGCUGCCGUUACUCCAAGGGCAGGACUUCCUGUAGCUAAAGAUGAUGGCAGUAAUACAGCUAUUCUGAUUGGCUGCCUGGUGGGGAUCAUCCUGCUGCUGCUGGCUGUUAUCGUUGUCAUUCUUUGGAGGCAGUACUGGAAAAAGAUUCUGGGCAAGGCCCAAGGCAGUCUGUCCAACUCUGAGCUCCGAGUCCAUCUGUCAGUCCCCUCCGACAACGUGGUCAUCAACAACACACACAGCUACUCUAGCCGCUACCAGCGCAUCCACACUUUUCCUGAUGACCGGGACCAUGACAGAGACGGCGAGGGGGAGUACCAGGAGCCCAGCGCGCUGCUCCGGCCCAGAGACCAGAGGGACAGCACGACCCUGCUGUUAAACAAUCCGGCCUAUCACCUGCUCCUACCAGAUCACAGAAAAGGCUCCAGAGCCGUAGUCGUCCCGAGAUCCACUCAGGCUCAAGAAAAGAGCCUCAAUGUGCCCCAGGCUUGUGGUUUGGACUUGGACCUGGAGAAAGGUUUCCCCCAAGCACAUGAAGAGCCUCCUCCCUAUCCUGGGUCACCUCCUUAUCCAUCUUUGUCUCCACCCGUCUCCCCCCCACUGCCUCCCAGCGUCCCACAUUAUGCAGAAGCAGACAUCGUGAGUCUGCAGGGGGUCAGCGGCAACAACACCUACGCAGUACCUGCCCUGGCCUCCUCCAGUCCUAGUGCCGACGCCUUGCCGCUGCCAGAGCUGCCGCGCCAGUGUCUCAUUUUCAAGGAGAAGCUGGGGGAGGGACAGUUCGGAGAGGUGCACCUGUGUGAAAUUGAGAACCCUCUGGACCUCCCUAUCCUGGAGUUCCCCUUUAAUGUGAGGAAAGGUCGCCCUCUUCUGGUUGCAGUGAAGAUACUGCGCCCAGACGCCUCCAAAAAUGCCAGGAACGACUUCCUGAAAGAGGUAAAGAUCUUGUCUCGCCUGAAGGACCCAAACAUCAUCCGGCUGCUGGGAGUGUGUGUGAGCAGCGAUCCCCUCUGCAUGGUCACAGAGUACAUGGAGUGUGGAGACCUGAACCAGUAUCUGUCCCAGCGUGUCCUGCUGGAUAAAACUGGACCUUCACAUAACAUGCCGACCAUCAGUUAUCCAGCUCUCAUCUCCAUGGCCAGUCAGAUUGCAUCUGGAAUGAAGUUCCUGUCCUCCCUGAACUUUGUGCACCGGGAUCUGGCCACUCGCAACUGCCUGGUCGGUGGUGAGAAGGGUGAGAACGGAGAGGAUCGAGGCGGGGAGCGUCACAUCAAGAUAGCCGACUUUGGUAUGAGCAGAAACUUGUACGCCGGAGACUACUACAGGAUCCAGGGAAGAGCUGUGCUGCCAAUACGAUGGAUGGCCUGGGAGUGCAUCCUCAUGGGUAAGUUCACGACAGCCAGCGAUGUGUGGGCAUUCGGGGUCACUCUGUGGGAGAUGCUGAGCGUUUGUCAGGAGCAGCCGUACUCCAACCUCACAGAUGAACAAGUCAUAGACAACGCAGGGGAGUUCUUCAGAGACCAGGGCAAACAGGUGUAUCUGAGCAGGCCGGCAGUGUGUCCUCAGGGUCUCUAUGAGCUCAUGCUGAGCUGCUGGAACAGAGACUGCAAGCUCCGGCCAUCUUUCGCCUACAUCCACUCCUUUCUUACCGAGGACGCCAUGAACAUGGUUUGACGGAAGAACGGCAGGAAGAAAGUCGACUUGAGUGCUCUUGCUAGGGCAGUGAAGUGGGAUGCUAUGGUGGAGGGUGCUUUCACAGGGAAAGUGGGUUGCUCGCUUAUGCGUUUUGUACUUUUUGGGUGGAUGGGGCUGAGACACCGCUGGUUCGGUUUAGAUUCCACCUCAGACCCCCAAAGACAUCGUUUGUUAGGUAACAACUACAUUUCGUAGUGUCUGGUGGUGGGUUCAGUUUUCUUUUGUUUCAGCUUCUUUACAAUUAAGGAGAGAUUGUGUCACUGCUGAUUUGGUACUGUAGAGAUAAUGAUGCAGGAAACACAAUCACAAAAAAUACAGUCUGAAACAUCCAGCUUAUUCAACAUUUUAAAUGUUAUCGUGGGCUUACAGGUGAAAAUGCUCUGUGUGCAUAUCAUGAAGAAAUGAACACACAGGGAUUACCUUAGUAUUUAUAGCCCAUAGCAUCCCCUGUAACUCAGUGAGUUUACUUCCAGCUACAUCACAUUUGGUCUACUUCUUACUACGUCUCUUCAUUUGAUCUCAGCCCCACGUUCUUGCCCAGUGACCCACAUCGAAAUAAAAAAAAUGGCAUGGACCAGACAGCAGCAACCUCCGCUUCUACAAUGUGAAUACGUCAAAUCUGCCAUUAGGCACCUAUCUCCCAUCUUUAAACAUAAAAACAAAGAGCCGUCUGACCUCCAACUUGAGAGAAACAGGUCUGCCCCCGAUGCCUAACAGACUUCUCAGCCAAGAGAAAAAACUGCACAGAAGAUGAGCGUCUGCAGCUGCAAAAAACAAAUUUGUUGGAUUUUUUUCAGCAGAGAGACGAUGCUCUGGGACUCCUUUCAGGCACCUUAUCAGGUGUUUUUUCUUCUUACUAUUGUUCCUUUAUUUGACUGUGACUCCGUCAAAAAGGAUCAAUUUAAAAUUCCACAAAUCAGCAGCACUUUACCCUACAUGCAUUUCCCCGUCUGUGAUGAAUCUCUUCUGUGUAACUGGUCUGAAUGAUGUCUCCCGAUUCUACUCCCAAAUGUUCACAAAAACCUCCUGACAUCUCAAACACUCACCAGAUAAAAUACCUGUUUUUUGUGACGUUAAAAAUAAUAUGAUAAAUGGCAUCCUGUACCCCUUCCAAUGAAAAACAAAGGAAUGUGUUAAUGGUAGAAAAACUAAAACAAAAAGCUGCAAUAACCAGGUUACAUAACUGUGCACACCCUAGAAUACUUUAAGGCACCUUUUGAUUCAGUUUCUGGAUUCAGUCUUCUGUGGUAGGCAUCUAUCAGCAUCCUACAUCUUGAUUUGGUAAUAUUUGCCCUGGCCCUUUGGGAAGGCUUCUCCAAUUCUGUCAGAUUGUGAGAACAUCUCUUGUCCUCAGCCCUCUUGAAGUGCCCCCAUAGAUGUUCUGACAGAUUUAGUUCUGUGUUUUGACUAGGCCAGACCAAAACUUGAAUCUUCUCUUAAGGAAGUCAUUCUUUUCUUGAUUUAGGUAUAUGCUUGGACUCACUGUGAUGCAUUAAUCUUCAGCUUUCUAGCAGACACAAGAUAUUAAGGUCAAAGCUGACAUUAAUUUAAAAGUUUUUCAAAUACCUUCACUUUAAAAGAGUGGUUAUCCCACAGCAUGAUGCUGCCAUUACCAUGUUUCAGUGGGGGUGUGGUAUUCAUUUGGUAGUUUUCAGUACUGUUUAUGCCGGACGCGCCUUUUGAAAUUGUGGCCCCAAUUUUUUUGCUUCGUUUCAACACAUUCUUCCUCAAGGUUUUAUCAUUUUUAGCCAGACCUGAAUAUUGACUUUUGGAAAAAAUGCUUCUGUCUUGCAACCCUACUCCUUAGUUCAGAUAUAUGGAGAAUAACACGGAUCGGUAUCACAUACAAGACUAGAAAAGCAUUUUGCUUUUGCUUUGAGCGGAGCGCAGACCUCCGUCCAAGGCAAUAGCAUGUCAGCUUUUUUCUAUACUGAUGAGCUCUAGUCUGGGUAACUUAUGCCUAUGAGCUGCUGAGAGACUGAGGAACCAUGGCCUGGCGGUAAUGAAGAACCUUGGAUCCAGAUGGUGCUCCGCAUCACCACCGAAAUCUAAUCAUCUGUUCCUUGUCCUAAUACCCACCUUGUCUAAUAAUUUCAUCUAAAUCCUUUCAUAACGUUUUUAGAUAUUUUAUAAACAGAUGGACAGACAAACCAACGCAGACAAAAACAUAACCUCCUUGGCAGAGAACUUCCUGCGGCUUCUUCUGUGUGCUUAGCCUCCCUGACCACUUCCACUCUUUUCUUCUCAUUGAUUUUGAACAAACAUGCAGUAUUAAUAACAGUGGAAAUAUAGGAUGAUUAAACCUAAUUUAAACAGGUUCACUAUAAUUGGAGGCAAGUAGACUGAACGCUGAUGUUAAAUCAAAAGGUGCUUCGAUAAAACAUUGCAGCUUUUUACUGUUUGCAUAUUUCCCCCUAACAUUUGUUUUCUAAUUGAACUGUGCAGAAUAUAUAUGUAACAAUACCUUUGGCAAAGGUCAGCAAUGGAUUUAUCAUGGUCUAACUUUUUACGACACAAAAACCUGGCAUAUUAGCAGGUGGUGUGAAAACUUUUGAGACCUACUGUAAUCUGUAGACCCUCCUCUACACAGCUUUGCCAAACCAUUAGAUGUAAAAUAUUGUUUUAAACCCUGGAAUGGCAUUCUGGACUCAUGUAACCUUUCAGAGCGCUGAGGUGUUACUGAUCAUAUAAUUCUUUUAUAUCACUGUAAGUUUAUGGCAAUAUUCAAACGGGGAAUUGUGGGAUUCCUGAUUUUUGGUGUGAAAGUUGACCUCUGCAUUGUUCCUUGUUAAAGCUGACCGUGGUAGAACCAGUGCUUCUACCGUAUUGUCUGUACAGCACUGUAAAUCACUUCCUGAUUGUAAAGCAAUACAUGUUUAGAUUUUCUAUA
This is a messenger RNA of Girardinichthys multiradiatus, 6316 nucleotides long. It is a transcript of the gene ddr1, whose product is annotated as discoidin domain receptor tyrosine kinase 1. Gene Ontology annotation, cellular component: signaling receptor complex; membrane. Lineage: Eukaryota; Metazoa; Chordata; Actinopteri; Cyprinodontiformes; Goodeidae. Gene Ontology annotation, biological process: multicellular organism development; protein phosphorylation; positive regulation of kinase activity. Gene Ontology annotation, molecular function: collagen binding; ATP binding; protein tyrosine kinase collagen receptor activity. The record is from RefSeq and is a predicted model, not a curated record. The transcript has 20 exons. The coding region runs from base 400 to 3405 and encodes 1001 amino acids.